AUGUCGUCAUCAGUUGGUUCAGAUUAUAGACGAAAUUCAGAUACCAUCGUACGUUUUCGUAAUUCCCAUGAAGUUUUAUUCUGGGAUUCUGUUGAUUCUCUGGAGUGUGAGCUGAAUGCAUUGGUACACCGUGGGCGACUGUCAGAGGAGGAAGAUGGGAGAAUCCGGGAGGGGUCAUCCGGCAGAUUCACUGCUUUAUUUUCAAAAUAUUUAGUGAUAUCGGAACGAGUAUAUAUAGACCGUAUCUUUUCUGAAAAGCAAAUUCGAAUGGAUGUUUCCAUUUCACAAUUGGAAAAGCGGGGUAAAAUGAAAUAUACUGACUUGGAAACCUACCUUGCUAUUUACAGGAAAAGUUUGAAAGACAACUACAUCAUUGUUUAUCGAUCUCCAAAAACACUGGAAAUCACCUCAACAAGUUUGCAAAAAUUUCCGGAAAUCGUUAUUCCAUGUGAAAAAUUAUUGGGUGGGACUGAAGACAAGGUCAUUUAUUUUACGCUCCGAAACGCCGCAAACGGUGAUGUCAUUGGCGAGGCAGAUGUUUUCUAUUCACAUUUGAUUGCUGAUGGUAAAGUAAAUUUGAAGCUGCGAUCUCCUGAUAUCAACACUAACACAUUAUUUGGUGUAUCGAAAGACUCAUUUCAUCCAGUCGGAGUAUUACAUGUUAACUUCUGCAUGAACAACAACCUUAUGAAUUGUCCUUCACGUGGUAGCACAGAGUGUCGACAUCGAUCUUCAAUAGAACUCUCGUCGUUAGUGAGUUCCAUUGAGGAAGGUUGUCAACAUUUGGUCAAGAAUACUAACAAGGAAAAGUUGGGAUUUCCUCAAUCUUUCGGCAAUGUCAUGCUAGCUAGUGGACGAACGCAAGCAUAUCUGGUAUCGUUGCUGGCACCAACAAUUGAGGUACGACUACGACAACCGUUGAUUCGAUCUGCUGAAUCUUUAGCCAACAAUAAUUUUUAUAACUGUACCCCAGGCAAUUUUUAA
Messenger RNA from Loa loa (African eye worm), 984 nucleotides. RefSeq lists its product as hypothetical. NCBI's taxonomy places the organism in Eukaryota, Metazoa, Nematoda, Chromadorea, Rhabditida, Onchocercidae. The coding region runs from base 1 to 984 and encodes 327 amino acids. The record is from RefSeq and is a predicted model, not a curated record. The transcript is spliced from 6 exons.